Candoia aspera is the source of this 7176-nucleotide messenger RNA. RefSeq names its product trichohyalin-like. NCBI's taxonomy places the organism in Eukaryota, Metazoa, Chordata, Lepidosauria, Squamata, Candoiidae. The transcript has 5 exons. Gene Ontology annotation, molecular function: Hsp70 protein binding. The record is from RefSeq and is a predicted model, not a curated record. The coding region runs from base 1 to 7176 and encodes 2391 amino acids.
AUGGAAUCAAGUAAUCUUCCAAGUGACAUGGCAGAUUGGGUCAUGUCUGAUCUCAGUGUUGCAAAUUCUGAAGAUCGACUCUUCCUCCGGGAAUCUUUAGAAACUGUAGCCAGUUCCUUGUCACUUGCCGAAAAUAGCAUCUGUAUAGAAGAGCCUGGCAGUGAGCGUCAGGAAGAUCUAUGGAACAAGAACAGUUUGGAGACUUGUAAUGAGGAAAAUAUGGAACAAUCACAAUAUAACAGCCAAGAAAUAGAAUUCAAAAACCUGCUGAUAUCCGAUGAGAUAAGGAACCAAAUCAAUGAAAAGAAUGAGGCGGCUUUGGAAGCCCUAGCUAAAGCUGAACUUCAAAAAGCUAUUGAUUUGUUCUCUGAAGCCAUUGAGUUGAACCGAGACAUUUCCACUUCUUACAUUAACCGUGCCAAUGUCUAUAUGCAAUUGCAAAAACCAUAUGCUGCCAUUAAAGACUGCAACAUGGCCAUUGAACUGAAUCCCAAAUCAGCAGAGCCAUUAAAAUUGAGAGGAAAAGCAUUCAAGGAAUUAGGGUGUUUGAAAAAAGCAGCCUGUGACUUUGCUUUAGCUUCUAAAUUAGAGUAUGACAAAGAGGCCAAUGUAGUACUAAAGGAACUAAAAUUAGGAUUUCAAAGGAUUUCUGAGAGGCAAGCAAAGUGCAUCCUUACAUAUAAGGAAUCUGAGAUACUGGAGAAGAUUAAGAAAGCACAGACAAAUUUAGAGAAUCAAAAACAAGAGCAGAGAGAGAAAGGCACUAGCACACAACUGGAGAACGAAAUAGCAAGGAACAAAGAAGAGAAGAUGAAGCUAGACCAUACUGAAGAUUCCCAAGAGAUGAUAGAUGAAAAUGUGGAGAGAGUUGAGAAGUGGAAGCAGGCCAGUGAAAACAAGAAAGCAGCUUUGGAUGCAGUAGAGAAAGGUGAAUUUCAAAGAGCAAUUGAGCUGCUCACCAAGGCUAUCACAUUGACCCCCCAUCUUAUUAACUUGUAUGUUUGCCGAGCCAGUACCUUCCUGAAACUUCAUAUGCCAACUGCUGCCAUAAAGGACUGCAACCAUGCCAUAAAAAUAAACCCCAAUAUGGCCUUGCCAUACAAGUGCCGUGGGGAGGCAUUUUGUAUGCUAGGUUGUUGGCAGGAGGCUGCUAAAGAUUUUGCUUUGUCCUGUCAGCUGGAGUAUGAUGAAGAUACUUAUGCCAUGCUGAAGGAAAUACAAACAGAAGCCCAGAAAAUAAUUAAAUGGUGGGAAAAGCCCGAGGAAAGCAGGAACCAGAGAGAAUGUAAAGAGCCGAUAAGCAGGAUGAAAGAAGCUCCUGCAGAGAAAAUGCAAGCAAAGAGCCCCCAAGAUAAAUCGGUUAUUUGUGAGCCUUGUUCCCAAGAACAGGAGACAAGAACAUUUCACAUUUCUGAGGAAAAGACAAUUCUGCAUAGUAAUUCCUCGAACCCUAAAAUAUUUCCUCUUUAUUGUCUAGAGGAUCAAAGUAAAGCUUAUCCUAUGCAUGCAGUACAAGAACAUAGUCAAUUUAUGGAUCAUGAAAAACAAGGACAAUUUGAACUGCUGGAAAGAAGGACUCAGGAGGGAGCGAUGAGGAAACAAAAAUGUAAAGCUGAAGCAGAAAGUGAGGACAGUGAAUUGGAAAUUGAUACUGAAGAGGUUAUUGAGCCAGAUGAAGAUCUUCCUCAGGAGAUGGGAGAUGAAAGCUUGAAAGUAACAGAUGAAAUGCGAAAACUAGCCAAUGAAAAGAAAAGAGAAGCUUUUGAUGCAGUCAAUAAAGGAGAACUUUUUAAAGCUUUAGACUUGUUCACAGAAGCCAUUAAGCUCAAUCCACAUCUUACUAUCCUAUAUGCAAACCGAGCCAGGGUCUAUUUGAAGCUACAAAAGCCAACCGCUGCAAUUAGGGACUGUGAUAAAGCCAUCCAAAUAAAUCCUGACUCAGCCCAGCCCUACAAGUGGCGAGGAAAAGCACUACAAAUACUUGGCUACUGGCAGAAGGCAGCUAAAGACCUUGCCUUGGCCUGCCAAUUAGAUUACGAUGAAGAAUCCUAUGCUUUGUUAAAGGAGGUACAACCAAAGGCCCAGAAAACUGCCAGAUUCAGGAGGAAGCCGGAGCAGAAAGUUGAAGAGAAGAAGGGUAAGACUCUAUUGAGAGGACUCCCAAAAACCUGUAAGAAGCGGGAACGAUCUCAAACUACCCCAGUAGAACUAGAAGGAAAUGACAAGGAGACCAUGGAGGAAUGGAGAGAGAUUUGGGGAAAAAGCACUGAGGAACAGCAGAGAGUAAGACCAAUAGUUCUGACAGAACAGAAGGGUAUGGCCCGAGAUGACACAGAGUCAUUUUUUCAGGGAAGAAUAAGGAAGCCAGGUAAAUAUUUUGAGAAGGAGGAAGACAAAGAAGAAAAGUUCCAAGAGACUUUACUGAACUUUAAGGAGAAGGAAAUGAAGCACCAAGCAGCAGUCCAUCCAAAUGAUUUGGAGGAACAACUGAGAGCUCUUCAGCAAGAAUUGGAUGAAAAGCUUAGAAGUUAUCAAGAAGAAAUUGAUGAAGAAGAAAACACUUUGCAGAGAUUAUUAGAUGAGCAGGAAAAAUCACAGCAAAAGGCACUCUGCGAGCAAGAACAGGCUUUUAAAAUAAUCCUGGAAGAACAAGAGAAAAUACAGAAGGCAGCUCUGAAGGAACUGGCCAAGUCUCAACAAGAGGCUUUAGAGGAGCUUGCAGAAGCCACAAAGAAAGCCCUGGAGGAACAGGAGAGGGUGCAGCAGCAAGCUCUUGAAGAGCAGGAAAGGGCUCAGGAGGCCCUGGAAAGAGCUCACAAACAGACUCUGGAGGAACAGAGGAGGGUUCAGAUGGCUGCCAUAGAAGAACAAGAAAAACUAUGGAAAAAAACUGAAGAAGAAAAGAAGAUGGCUGAAGCUGCUCUGGAAGACGUUUUCAAAACUCAAAGAAAGAUCCAAGAAGAACAGCAAAAGGCUGAGAAAAUGGCAAUGGAAGAGAGAGAGCAAGCUCAGAAGUCCCUAGAAGAAUUACAAACUGUUCAAAAGAAAGCCCUUGAGGAACAGAAAAAAGCUCAGAAGGCUCUGGAAGCAGUAGAAAUAGCUCAUCAACAGGUUAUGGAGGAACAGAAGAAAGCUCAUCUAGCAGCCAUGGAGGAACAGGAACAAGGGUGGAAGAAAAUGAAAGAAGAAAAGAAGAGGACAGAGACAGUUCUGGAAGAGAUUUUAAGAAUACAACAAAAGUUUCAAAAGGAGCGGGAAAUGGCUGAAGAGAAAGCAAUACAAGAAAAACUGAUAGCUCAGAAGACCCUCAGAGAAUUAGAGAUUGCUCAGAAACAAGCUCUUGAAGAACAAACAAGAGCUCAGAAAGCUUUCGAAGAUGUCGAAAAAGCUCAUAAGCAGGCACUGGAGGAACAGAAGAAAGCUCAGAAGGCUGCCAUUGGAGAAUAUGAACAAGCACGGAAAAAAUCUGAAGAAGAAAAGAAGAUGGCUGAGGCAGCUCUAGAAGAGCUUUUAAGGACACAGCAAAAGUUCCAAAAAGAUCAGGAAAUGGCUGAAGAGAAAGCAAUACAAGAAAGACUGAUAGCUCAGAAGACCCUCAGAGAACUAGAGAUUGCUCAGAAACAAGCUCUUGAAGAACAAGCAAGAGCUCAGAGAGCUCUGGAAGAUGUUGAAAAAGCUCAUAAGCAGGCACUGGAGGAACAGAAGAAAGCUCAGAAGGCUGCCACUGAAGAACAUGAACAAGCACAGAAAAAAUCUGAAGAAGAAAAGAAGAUGGCUGAGGCAGCUUUAGAAAAACUUGCACAAGUUCAGAUACAAAUGCAAGAAGAGCAAAAGCAAGCCAAGAAGAAUGCAAUGGAAGAAAGAGAGAGAGCUCAGAAGGCCCUAGAAGAAUUACAGAUUGCUCAGAAGAAAGCUCUUGAGGAACAAAAUCAAGGUCAGGAGUCUCUGGAAGCAGUAAAAAUAGCUCAUCAACAGGCUAUGGAGGAGCAGAAGAAAGCUCAUCUAGCAGCCAUGGAGGAACAGGAGCAAGGGUGGAAAAAAAUGGAAGAAGAAAAAAAGAGGGUGGAGGCAUCUCUAGAAGAGCUGUUAAGGACACAGCAAAAGUUCCAAAAGGAGCAGGAAAUGGCUGAAGAGAAAGCAAUACAAGAAAAACUGAUAGCUCAGAAGACCCUCAGAGAACUAGAGAUUGCUCAGAAACAAGCUCUUAAAGAACAAUCAAGAGCUCAGAGAGCUCUGGAAGAUGUCAAAAAAGCUCAUAAGCAGGCACUGGAGGAACAGAAGAAAGCUCAGAAGGCUGCCAUUGAAGAACAUGGACAAGCACGGAAAAAAUCUGAAGAAGAAAAGAAGAUGGCUGAGGCAGCUUUAGAAAAACUUGCACAAGUUCAGAUACAAAUGCAAGAAGAGCAAAAGCAGGUCAAGAAGAAUGCAAUGGAAGAAAGAGAGAGAGCUCAGAAGGCCCUAGAAGAAUUAGAGAUUGCUCAGAAGAAGGCCCUGGAGGAGCAGGUAAGAGCUCAGAAUGCUCUGGAAGCUGUAGAAAGAGCUCAUAAGCAGGCUCUAGAGGAACAAAAAAAAGCCCUAGAAGAAUUGCAGAUUGAACAGAAGAAAGCCAUAGAGGAACAGACAAAAGCUCAGAAAGCUCUGGAAGCAGUUGAAAAAGCUCAAAAACAGGCCCUGGAAGAUCAGAUGAAAGCUAAAAUGGCAUCCACUGAAGAACAGGAACGAGCAUGGAAGAAAUCCCAAGAAGAAAAGAAGAUGGCUGAAACUGCUUUGGAAAAUGUUUUAAGAGCUCAGAGAAAAUUUCAAGAAGAACAGGAAAAUGCUGAAAAAAGAAUCAUGGAAGAAAAAGAAAGUAUACAGAAGGCUCUGAAAGAAUUAGCAACUGCUCAAAAGAAAGCCCUGGAGGAACAGGAAAGAACCCAGAGAGCUCUAGACGCUGUAGAAAGAUCUCGUAAAAUGGCCCUAGAAGAUCAAAAAAGCGCUCAGAUAGCAGCGAUGGAGGAACAAGAAAAAACAAGGAAAAAAAUUCAGGAAGAGAAGAAGAUGGCUGAAGUAACCUUGGAUGAACUUUUAAAAACUCAGAGGAAGUUCCAAGAAGAGAAGAAAAUGGCUGAGAAAAAAACCAUGGAAGAAGGAGAAAGAACUCAGAUUGCCCUAGCAGAAUUAAAGGUUGUUCAGAAGAAAGCCCAGGAGGAACAGAAAAGGGCUCAGAAAGCCCUGGAGGCUGCAGAAAAAGCCCAUCAAUGUGCCCUGAAUGAACAGAAGAAAGCUCAGAUAGCUAUUCAAGAACAAGAGCAAGCGUGGAAAAAAUCUCAAGAAGAAAAGGAAAUGGCUGAGGCAAGACUACAAGAGCUCUUAAGGACCCAAAAAACUCUCCAAGGGGAACAGGAGAAGGCUGAGAAGAAAGCCGUAGAAGAAAGAGAGACACUUCAGAGAAACAUUAAAAAAUUAGAAGAGGCCCAGAAGAAGGCUCUGGAAGAACAGGAGAAGGCCCAGACAUCUCAGCAUGCUCUAGGAAUUGCCCAUAAACAGGUACUAGAGGAACAGAAGAAGGCUCAUUUGGCUGCCAUGAUGGAACAGGAACAAGCACAGAAAAAAUCUCAGGAAGAAAAGAAAAUGGCUGAAGCAGCCCUGGCAGAUCUCCUGAGACAAGUCCAAAAGGAGCAAGAAACAGCUGAGAGAAAGGCAAUAGAAGAAAGGGAGAAAGCCAAGACAAUGCUAAAAGAAUUAGACAUGGCUCAGAAGAAGGCCCUGGAGAACUUGUUGACAGCUAAAAAGGAGGCCCUGGAAGAACAGAAAAGAGCUCAGAACGCUUUGGACGUUCUGGAAAGAACGCAUAAGCAGGCAUUAGAGGAACAGAAAAAUGCUCAAAAGAAAUCUCAGGAAGAAAGAAAGAUGGCUGAGGCUGCUCUGGAAGAAUUAUCAAGAAUUCAGAAAAACAUCCAUGAAGAGCAGCAUUCAGCAGAGAAGAAAGCAACUGAAGACAGAGAGAGAACACAGAAGGCCUUAGAAGAACUAGACAUCACUCAGAAGAAGGCGCUGGAGGAAAAGGAGAAUGCUCAGAAAGCUCUUGAAGUGCUGGAAAGGACUCAUAAACAGGCACUGGAGGAAGAACAAAAAGCACAGAAAAAAUCUCAAGAAGAAAAGCAGUUGGCUAAGGCUGCCCUGGAAGAACUCAGAAAAACUCAGAGAAAGUUUCAAGAAGAGCAAGAAAGGGCUGAAAAGAAAGCCAUGGAAGAAAGAGAAAAAAUGCACCAGUCCCUAGAAGAAUUAGAGAUUGCUCAGAAGAAAGCUCUAGAGGACUUGGCAAUAGCUCAAAAGAUGGCCUUGGAGGAAAACGAAAGAGCACAGCAGAGGGCCUUAGAAGAAAAAAGGGCAAUACAGCUGGCUAUGAAAAAGCUGGAGACAGCCCAUGCUAAAGCCGUAGAGGAGCAGCAGAUAGCACAGAGGCUGGCCUUUGAAGAACAGCAGAGAAGUAAGAAGAUGUUUGCUGAAUUAGAAGAAUCACGAAGAAAAGCCCUGGAAGAGCAAGAAGCAGCAAAAAGGAAAGCCAUAGAUGAACAAGUAAGAGCGCAUCAUGCUAUAAAUGAACUGGCCAAGAUUCAAAGGGAAGUUUUGGAAGAACAAGAGCAAGCUCAGAAUAUGGCCUUAGCAGAGCAGCACAAGGCUGAGAUGAUGAUUAAGGAGCUGGAAGGAAGGCAGAGAGAAGCCCUGAAUGAUCAGCAAAGAACAUGGAUGAAAGCCUUUGACGAUCAAAAAAGAGCUCAUCUGAUGUUAGGGGAAUUUGCAAAGAUUCAAAUGGCAGAACAGGAGAAUGCUCAGAAAAAAGCAGUAGACGGGCAGAAGGAAGCUCAAAGAGCUGAAGAAAAACUGGAGAAAUCACAAAAUCAGAUCUUGGAGAAAAUGGAAAAAAAACAGCGUAAGUAUGCAGCACAAAUUCCAGAAUCUCUUCUUAAGUCUGGGAAUGAAGAGGGCAACGCAGAAUGUGGUAGUGAAUUUGAAGAAGCACAAAAGAAAGACUUGGUCGUAGUUGGUAAAACGUUCUAUGCAGAGCCGGGAAAAAUUCUUAGGGAUUUAGAGAAGAAGGAAUACCAACAAUCCCUUAGGAACAGAGGGUAUGACAAGAAUUCUCGAAGUCCAUUCCCAAAUUCUGUUCUGGACUUUUUCCAAACUGAUUAA